Emiliania huxleyi CCMP1516 is the source of this 798-nucleotide messenger RNA. RefSeq lists its product as hypothetical. The record is from RefSeq and is a predicted model, not a curated record. The coding region runs from base 1 to 798 and encodes 265 amino acids. The transcript has 2 exons. NCBI's taxonomy places the organism in Eukaryota, Haptophyta, Isochrysidales, Noelaerhabdaceae.
AUGACCGUGCACGACCUCGAGGACCUCUACCAGUGGACGCUGUGCGGCUGGAGCCCGGCGCUCUUUCCGGGGUACGCCGAUCAGCCCGUGGGGCAGGUGGUCGGCUUCUGGAAGCUGGACGAUGCGCAGCAGCUCAAGGCCUUCAAGCCGACGGCCGAGCUCAAGGCCUUCCUCGCCGACGGCCCCACGCCCAUCUACGUCGGGUGGGGCUCGAUGCUCGUCAAGGACGCCACGUUCAUGACGGUCGUGGCGGUGGAGGCGGCGAUGCUCGCGUCGAGCCGGGCCGUGGUGCUCGGCGGCUGGGCGCAGCUCAACGUCGACAAGCUGCCCAAAGAGCGUGCCGACCUGAUCGCGUACGCCAAGAAGAACGUGCACUUCGCCACGGGCUCGGUGCCGCACGGCUGGCUGCUGCCGCAGUGCUCGGCCGGCGUGGUGCACGGCGGCGCCGGCACGGUCGCGGCGGUGGUGGGCGCGGGCAUCCCGUGCAUCGUCACCCCGGUGCUCAAGUGCGACCAGCACUUUUGGGGGCAACGCUGCAACACGCUGAACGUCGGCGUGGGGCUCAACAAGCUGCUGGCGCAGACGAGCGGCGCGGACGUGGCGGAGGCGCUGGGGAAGGUGGACGACACCAUGCGCGAGAGCGCCAGGGCGAAGGCGAAGGCGCUCAAGGCCGAGGACGGCGUGGGCACGGGCGCGGCGCUCCUCGGUGAGAUGGCCGACAAUGCGAAGAAGGCGGCGCUGCUCGCCCGCCGCCCUUCGAUGGAGGAAUGGGAGGACGGCACGCCGCCAGUGUGUUAG